This is a messenger RNA of Hemibagrus wyckioides, 1714 nucleotides long. Its product is annotated as schwannomin-interacting protein 1. The record is from RefSeq and is a predicted model, not a curated record. Gene Ontology annotation, cellular component: plasma membrane; cell junction. The transcript is spliced from 7 exons. The coding region runs from base 371 to 1147 and encodes 258 amino acids. Gene Ontology annotation, biological process: positive regulation of hippo signaling. Lineage: Eukaryota; Metazoa; Chordata; Actinopteri; Siluriformes; Bagridae.
CUCUCCUCCCCUCACUUAAACAAAACGUUGCGAAAUUCCUCAAGUUUUCAGGCGGUCGUGAGGAAUCGCUUUCCUGCUGUUAUUAAAUGUAGCACACGGGCUUAGGCUGACUUCUUUUACAAAGACGGAGUUUGUUAAUUAGGAAGUUUUAAGUUACAAGGACCAACAAAGAAACAAACAAAACGCGGAUCGAAAGAAGUGUGGGGGAAAAAAGGGGGAAUGAAGACGGCAGGCGCGUAACGGGACCGAAAAGGAGGAGACGACUAACUUCGGGAAAGCUAUGGGAACUUAGGCCUUCUUAUCGACCAUUUUGAAAGCACAAAUAUUCUUAACCUCUGCUUUAUUUACAUAGGCACAUAGUGUUCCAGGCAUGAUGGAUGGAGAGAAAGAGAAAGAAAGGGAAAGGGGAGAGGAAAAAGAGAGUGAUGAGACGGAGGAGGAUGCCGAAGGUGCAGCCUUGCUGUGGCAAGAAGGUUCUUCUGAUGAUGACCUAGGACUGCCCAUCAUGCACUGGGAGGCCCUAAGCCUGCGUAUUGCUCAACUUGAGAAACAAGAAGAAGAACGAAGAGAGAAGAACAAGGAUGUUGCCCAGUGGACAGAGAGUUGGCCUGAGUUAUAUAACCUUACCAGACAUCAAGACACCUGUGAGGAUGUAGAUGAUAGUCGUCUGACAGCCCUAACAUCACGACUCCAGAGUCAGAUGAACCUGCAACUUUGCUUCAUCAACAACAGCGAGAGUGAGGAGGAGGAGGAGGAGGAAGACAAGGGGAAAAAAGAGUUGAACAAAGGUUCUGGGAAACAGACGCAGCAGCCACAGCAGCAUUCCAGCACUGCAUCCAGCAGUAAAGCCAAAUCUGGUGGGUUUAAGAAAGAGGUCAAGGCUGCUCUCAGCAUGCUAAGACACAAGCUGAGGUUGGAGCAAAAACAGAGCAAACCCCCCAGUGAUGCAGUUAAAGAGAGAACUCAUUAUAAUCGCAGCGACUUGCAGAAGUUCAACUUAAAGGAGUUGAAUGCACUGAAGACCACACUAAGCAAAGAUAUUCAUAACCUCAGCUCUGAGUUAGUUGGCCGACUUCUCACAAGAGACCAGCUAAGAACUGAACAGGAUGCCAUGUUACUGGAGAUACAGGAUAUGACGUCACUCUGACAGAAGAGGUCACUUCCAUUAAAGGGACAAAAAAGAUGCGUUAAUAACUUGAGAACUUACAAACCUGGGAGAUCUGCCUGGAAGACUUAACUGUACUGUGAAAAGUUUCUCCACACCAAAGGACUGUUUUUAGGAUUUUAAGGACUUAAAUUGCACAGAUUUGUUUCUGAUAUUUCCUUUAUUUUAGCUGCUUUGUAAGGUUUCUAUUAAUAUGUUGAUAUAACGGUGUUGUAAGGCAUUAACAAGACAUUAGUAAGCUGUUAUUGCUGUCUAGGACCAACCUCUUUCCAGAAUCAAAUUGUUUUUGACAAAUCAUUAUUUUUUAUUGUUCCAGCCCCUUUAGGUUUGUGUCAUAUUUACAUCAUUUUAGUGAUACACUGCAUCCAUAAUUUGAUAUUCAAUAGUUUACAGUCACAUGCAGACACUUGUAGAGCUAAUGGAUAAAGCAAUAAUCUCCUGAUGGGAUGACGUGUUUCACACCUGUGCACACAAAUGUAAAUUAUGCAAAUUAGCAGUAAGAGAAUCAAAACUGCCUAAAACAUGCUCAUUAAAAUCUACCUAGAAUAA